Molecule: messenger RNA, 1528 nt
Organism: Hordeum vulgare subsp. vulgare (domesticated barley)
Lineage: Eukaryota; Viridiplantae; Streptophyta; Magnoliopsida; Poales; Poaceae
Exons: 4
Coding region: 217-1098 (293 amino acids)
Source: RefSeq, a predicted model, not a curated record
CUGAGAGGCGCCGCGCGUAUUUAUGUUCUCCCUUUCCGUCAAACAAAAAACAAAUACGGAGUAGAAAAAGAAGCUGCUCCUCUUCCACCUGCGUUUCCCCCUUCCGUGGCUCGUCUUCUCUUGGUUUCCUCCUCCGGCAAAGCCGAACUACCCAAGCGGAGAGAUAGAGCGUCGAACGACGGGGUGGGCUCUGCAAAGUACGCCGCAGGGCCGCUGAUGGACCCCCGCCACCUAGGCGUAACCCCCGGCAGCGGCGGGAGUGGCGGCCAGUCAGUGGACGCGUCGGCGAGGCGCCGCCGCCGCAUGUCGGCCCCGUUGACAGGCACCCGCCUCAUGCUGGCCUUCAACGCUGCUGCUGGUGACGGUUAUGGCGGGAGGUCGUCGUCGUCUUCCGGAGGGUUGGACUUCUCGUUAGAUGAACCGCACCCCCGCUACAACCACCAUCGUGUCUACCCCGAGUUCUCUCCAAUGUUGAAUAUGGGGCGCCUCCUCUUUCAUGGCUCUCCACUAGGGUCGCCUACGACUGACGACGAUGUCCUCGUCAUGGAUGGUGUGCUCGUCGCCGACGGCUUCAGCCCUGGCCCCAGGCGCUACGCCUCCUUCACCGACCUAGGCUUGGUCAACACUAACUCCCCUGGCUCUGGCGGCAGCGGUCGCCACGGCUCCAGUCUCGUGUUUUCAUAUGCGAAGGAGUCUUGUGUGGCACGAGCUAUGAAUCCAAGACAUUCUGAGGUGGAACUUCCGCGCGGGCGAUCAGUGCAGGGUGUCUGUCCCAACAUGCAGGCAAGCCCCAGAACCUAUCACUCAUCGUUGCAGGGAGCCGGCGUUGCAACCAUACCCAUGAGGCCAACGGCCGCUCCGUACUUGACGCCUCCGAGAGAUGUCGCCACCACCACCACUGCCACUACUGCGAGAGCGCAGGCCGGCUUCUCGUGGACACCAAAGCGGCCCGAAUCGAAGCUGCCGUCAGUGCAGCGGGCGACGUUUGUGUGGCCGCCGACCGAGGAGGAGAACGCGUCCAUCAGCCAAUGCCUGUACGGGCCCCGUGGCGCCCCUCAGCGAAGGUUCCCUGUGUUCGUGAGCAUCUGCCCAGCGUGAAAACGCGCCCUCACUCUGGUGUUCAGUGCAUCCGUAGUCUCGAUCCGGUAAAAUCGCGCAAGACGGCCACGGAUGAGACUCGUUCUUCCAAAGGUGAGAAUGCUGUCGCUGGUCGAGUUAGCGAACUGCCCAGGAAUCACGACCUCUCUUUUACGCCGCCUACUAGUUGUGAAUGUGUUUGUUGGAAAACCCAGAUGACAAUUCGCGUCGGUAUUCCUCUGUAAAUGUGUUAGUUUGCCGAGUUGGGACAAGCGGGUAGAUGCGGUUGACGUAUAUGUGAGUAGAAGUAGAAUUACUGGUAAAUACUUAGUACACAGACAUCGCUCGUGACACCGUUUGUUUGUCGCUGUAUAUUCAGGAUCUUUAUCACUUCGGCUGCAGUUUGUUUUGCUCAAAUUCAAGAGCUUCAGCACCUUUGUGAUCGUUCGUA